Setaria italica (foxtail millet) is the source of this 2023-nucleotide messenger RNA. RefSeq lists its product as uncharacterized. Bases 38 to 1519 code for a protein of 493 amino acids. The transcript is spliced from 13 exons. NCBI's taxonomy places the organism in Eukaryota, Viridiplantae, Streptophyta, Magnoliopsida, Poales, Poaceae. The record is from RefSeq and is a predicted model, not a curated record.
UAGUCAACCCAAGCCAGGUGGUUACUGGCAGGUCGAAAUGACGACGACGCCUCGCCGGCUCCUCCGCGCACGCGCCGAGGCGGCGGUGGCGUCCGUGGUAACCGUCCUCCCCCACGAGAUCCCUCCUUUGCUCAGCGCCGCCGCCACCUUCUUCUUCAUCCUGAGCGCCUACUUCGUGGUGCUGCCGCUGCGUGACGAGGGCGCCAUCUCCUUGGGCCUCGACACCCUCCCGGGCCUUUUCGCCGGCUCCCUACUCCUCACCGUCCUCGCCGCCCCAGUCGCCUCCCUCGCCUUCUCCCUCCCGUCCAUCCCCAAGCCCAGGGCUCUGAUUUUGAUACAUAGGUUCUUCAGCAUCUCUCUUCUUGCAUUCUUUGGGCUUUGGUUUGCUUCUAGCCCCAGGCAAUCUCAAUCUGUCUCCCAGUCUAGUGAAGAUGGUUCAAGUAAGUAUUCCGGGUGGGAAAACCACAGCUGGUUCUACAUAGUAGUGAGAAUAAGCUUGUUUCUUUGGGUUUCUUUACUUAAUCUCAUUACAAUAUCGUCAACUUGGGCAAGGGUAAUUGAUGUCAUGGACAGUGAGUCAGGCUCAAGAUUGUUUGGUUUUAUUGGGGCUGGUGCUACGCUAGGGCAACUUUUUGGUUCAUUGUUUGCUGCAAGCAUGGCAUGGCUGGGACCCUUUAUGCUCCUUUUUUCGUCCCUCUUGAUGGAACUCGCUGCUGUAUCAUCUAAAGGAAUUUGCAUUGAUGAUAUUCAGGGUUCAACUGAACUGUCUCCAACAGGGGCAGAAAAAAUUCAAAAUACAGAGGCUGAUGAUGAAAUGUCUUCACUGGUCACUUCACCAAGAUCACCUUUGCAAUCUCGAAAGACCAGUCCUGAGAUUUUUGUAAUGUUCGAAGGUUUCUGGCUAAUCUUGCGCUCGCCCUACCUGAUAUACAUAUCUCUAUUUCUAUGGCUAAGUGCAGUUGUCUCAUCCUUCUUUUACUUUCAGAAAGUAACAAUAAUAGCUACUACAAUAUCAAGUCCAGCUGCCAGAAGGAGAACAUUUGCACUGAUAAACAGCUUUAUAGCAGUUUUUAUUCUUGUGGGACAGCUCACUUUGACGGGCCAUAUCCUUACUGUUGCUGGUGUAAUCGUCGCUAUCUGUGCAUAUCCACAUGUUGCAGCCUCAAAUAUGGUUGCCCUUGCUGUAUGGCCAACUUGGACUGCUGUGGCUAUAACCGAAACAAUUCGAAAGGUAGUCAUUUAUGUUUUUACAAGGCCUGGAAGGGAGUUAUUGUUUACAGUUGUCUCACUGGAUGAAAAGUACAAAGCCAAGGUUUGUAUAGAUGUUAUUGUCCAAAGGCUAGGUGAUGCUACAGCUGCUGGAAUUUAUAGUUUGCUGUUCAGCAGACUUGAGAAGAAAGCAACCAUGGUUACCCUGUAUGCAUUGCCGCUCUGCUUCCUGUGGCUUCUCAUUGCAUUUCAUUUGGGGCGGCUCCAGACAAAUCUUGCCAGACCUAAGGCGGCUCCUGUGGCAUCCUAAUUCCUGCAGGGUUAAAAAUUGAUACCCCUAUAUAUUUCCGCAUUAUCACCUAAGGCGGCUCCUCCAGUUGCUCCUGCUGUUUUCUUCUCUAGGUUUUGAGUCUACAGAUAGCUGCUGGAGGUACUGACACGAGAUGGUCAGUGCUUUCAGCAUGUAGAAACUAGAAAGUAUGGUUGCCAAAGGACAUGCCCCUGUGGAUAUUGAACUGCUCGUUUCAAAGAAUGGCAGGUUCAUGGAGGAGCUUGUGAGUCUGGAGUUUUCCUUUUGGGAUGAAUUGGACUAUUACAGAGAAUGUUUAACAUAUACAAGUGUGGAAGAGAAGUACAAGAUACAGAAAGAGGAACGUUAGGAGUUAGGACUACACACAGUAGUAGAAUAAUUUGUGGUCUUUGUACCGUCUUAUGUACCCACGUGGCAAGUGAUGCAAACUGCAAGGUAUGUACGCUAAUGUUAAUGAAUGCAGAAAGAAUAGUCUCGGUAAGACAUGCAAUUGACGAUUCUGAA